This is a messenger RNA of Fopius arisanus, 1744 nucleotides long. Its product is annotated as zinc finger CCCH domain-containing protein 11A. The record is from RefSeq and is a predicted model, not a curated record. Bases 157 to 1524 code for a protein of 455 amino acids. The transcript is spliced from 6 exons. Gene Ontology annotation, molecular function: metal ion binding. NCBI's taxonomy places the organism in Eukaryota, Metazoa, Arthropoda, Insecta, Hymenoptera, Braconidae.
CGCGCGAACAAGCGUGUCCCUUUACUUCACUCUCGUGUGUGUUUGUUUCACCCGAGUCGUGUCGAAGGAGAAUAAAAAAGAAGAAGUCACCAUUGACCGAUAGCCCCCUGACAAACCAAAGAGCACGACCACUCGGCGUUUUACAAUUUCUUAAAUAUGGAGCAGAACCACAAGAAUAACGACUGCUACUUUUUCUACUACUCAACGUGCACGAAGGGGGAUAGUUGUGCAUUCAGACAUGAGCCUUCAGCACUUGGCUGCGAGGUGAUGUGCUCCUAUUGGCAGCAGGGUAACUGCCUCAACGAGAAGUGCAACUUCAGACACAUGGAGCUGAAGAAAAAUCGCAAGUCGAUUGCGUGUUACUGGGAGUCACAACGUAGUGGAUGUAAGAAGCCACAUUGUCCAUUUAUGCACACCCAGCCACGUCCAGCGGGUGAGACAACCCCCACAAAAGCCACUGAACUGCCAGCAAAACCAGUGAACCAAGAGUGGUCGAACCGUCCAGAUGACGGUAAAUUCGAUGGAAGUGGUACAGAGUCAGAUCAAGGACGUGGUAGCAGCGAGGCAGGAAGUUUCAUCGGUAGUCCAGCAGUUGAUCCUCUUAUCGUCAACUUUGACGAAGAAUCGGACAGCGAGGGUGUUGCAUCAUCGCCGAAAAAGGCACAUCAACCAACGAGAGUCCCAUACUGCAAGACUUACGAGGAGAUCAGACUGGAGGAGAUACAAGCAGAGAGUGCCGCAUACUAUUCCUACACAUCGAGUGAUUACCCAAAUUGCUCAGGUGGUGGUAAAGAGAAGAGAGUAACGAGCAUAAGAGCUGCGAGGAAGACCGUGUGCCUCUAUUCCCUGGGUAAAUCCCAAUCAAAAUCGACUGAUGAUAAUUUGAGCUUCAAGGUAUUGACCCUCGACGAGAUAAAGAGGCGAAAAAAUCGCACCGAUUCCAAGGUACCAGCUGUAAAUUCACAGGGAAUGCCAACAGUCAAGAGAAAAGUGCCUGAGGUACCGCUGUCAAGUGCCAUCGAGAGCUUGACAGAACUUAAGAAAUUGGAGACUGAGGAGAUAAAACUCGGGGAAUCACGCAAACGAGCAUUGGACACUCAAAUGGAGGAUGCGAUUAGCAAUGAGAGUAAGAGGCGUAAAAUUAACCGAAAUACAACAGUACCACCGGUGAGACUGAGGAGAUCACCCAAGAGAUUCAACAGAAGUGAAACUCAGACAUCUCAGGAAACUUGCGAUAAUGAGACGAGAGGAACUACGGAAUCACAGGAGUGUGAAAAUUCGAGAACUGAGAUUGAAGUACGUCUCUGCGACAGCAGCACUGAUGGUGCAUCUAAUGUUAAUCAAGUUUCAACUUCGGUGUCUGUCAUCGCGGGUGAUUGCGCUCAAGGUUUGGUUGAUCCAGCGGAUGAUUUGAAGCUCGAUCAGCUGAUCGAUGGGCAUACGCAUGACGAGGAGGACAUGGACAGUGCGAGUGAUGAUAUUCUCAAGGAUAUCGAUGCCUUAUUGACUGAGAAAUCAGUUUGAGGCUCGAUUGGGAUGAGUCAUAAAUUUAUUGCGCCCAUUUCAAUGGAGAUUUCAAUGUUGAUUUCAAUGAUAUUUACGUGACGAUGCAGAGUACAUCUGUAAGUGGUAUAAUAGUUUCGCAAGAGCACUGGCAUCAGGGACUCGUGUCGGGGCUGGAGAAUGCCCUUAUUAUUCUCAUCUCUGCACGUUUUACACUCGAGCUUUUCUUCGUGGCGAGGAG